This is a messenger RNA of Hordeum vulgare subsp. vulgare (domesticated barley), 1556 nucleotides long. RefSeq lists its product as uncharacterized. NCBI's taxonomy places the organism in Eukaryota, Viridiplantae, Streptophyta, Magnoliopsida, Poales, Poaceae. Bases 16 to 1245 code for a protein of 409 amino acids. The transcript is spliced from 8 exons. The record is from RefSeq and is a predicted model, not a curated record.
AAAACAGCAGCGGCAAUGCUGGCUCCUCCCGCCUCCAUCCGUGCCCUCGCCUUCCACCGCCGUCUCCCUCUCCUCCGCCCCAACCAUCCCACCCUCCUUCCCCACUCGCCAGGCCCGCCCCCGCCUCCGCCCCCGCGGCCCUGCCCCGCCCCCACGCGCUCUCUCAUGGCCUUCUCCGCCGAGACAGCCGGAGAAGAGGCGGAGGAGGAAGCUCUCCCCGGGGCCGCCGGCGCCGGAGGCGGCGGCGAGGUGAGCUCGGAGGAGUGGCAGCGAUGGGGCACCUCCUCGCCCCUCCCGACCGUGGUGGCCUCCGUCGUCCACCAGCUGCUCGAGAUGGAGUCCUCGGCCGGCGAGAAGAUGCGCUUUGGCGGCGUCGGCUCCAAGCUCAAGGGCGAUUUCAAGGACGUGGAGGACAAGAAGCACAGGGCCGUCUACGAGACGCUCGCCGACUCCGACCAGAAGCUGCAGUACUACUCCGCCCGGCAGAUUGGUUGCCGUCUGCUCGGGAGCAGGGGGUACCUGUGCCAGAAGUGCUGGCUGCCAAUGGAAGAUUGUAUGUGCUCAAAACUUGCGCCUUGCAAUUUGUGGAGGGGAAUAAGAUUCUGGCUAUACAUGCAUCCGAAGGACUUCUUGCGGCAAAACAACACUGGAAAGUUACUCUGGCAAGUCUUUGGCAUCCAAGCUGCGUCGUUGUGCCUCUUUGGCAUCCAAGAGCAUGAAGAUAUUAUGUGGGAUGCAUUCCAGCGUUCAGGAAAGGAGAAGGUCUCAUUUUUGUACCCAAACAAGAGUGCAACCCCCAAGUCUGUCAAUGAUCUUAAAUUUGAUGAUUUUACGAUGAAUGCUGGCCUUCAGGACGGGGGAGUGCAACAUGAACCUCUUAACUUAGUUUUGCUUGAUGGUACCUGGAGUAAUUCUGCUGCAUUAUACAGAAGGCUGAAGGAGAGAUGGACUGCAAUAUGGGGGGAGGAAGAUAUACCUUGUAUCUCACUUUCUAUGCUGAGCGCCUCGGUGAUGCAUAAACUGCGACCUCAGCCGGCAUGGGAUCGCACCUGCACUGCGGCAGCUGCAGCUGGUCUCCUCUCAGAACUGCACAUGCGGCCUGAGCUCAGCGCGUUUAAACUGGAAGAGCAAGCUGAGGCAGUAGAGUGCUCGCUGGAUGUCUUGCUAGAUGCUCUCACCGUGCGACGGGUUCGCCUGGGCCGAUCAAUUACUCGAAAACAGAGACAUAGAAGAGACUGCAUAUAGUGAAAGAUGCCAGCAGGGUCGGCAGAGAUCAUGAUGUUUCCUUGUAAGGCUUAUUUGAUCUUUUUGCAGAAUCAGUUGCUCAAAUAAUCCGUUAGGUCACUAAUUCAUCACUAUGGUGGUGUUCAUUUUGGUAGUGGUUUUGUGUUGAUGUUACUGCUUACCGUACCUUUAAGAGCAGAAUUUUGGUAACAAACUGGUUUUGGAAACUAAACGUGCAAGUUACACGGUGUAAGGCUUUGUAGCUGUGAUAUUAGAAACAGACUGAAAUGAAAUAGAAAAAAAAAUCUGGAGAUAUAUCUGAUUCAUGUUAA